AUGAUGCUGUGUUGGAUUUUGAAUGAGAGCGUGUCUGUCGUGGUGGUUUUCUCAUGGCUGGCAGUAAAUUUCUAUCUAUUUAUUGACACGUUCUGUUGGUACGCUGAAGAGGAGGCUUACUUUUAUACACGAGUUAUUCUGGGUUCUACAUUGGCAUGGGCCCGAGCAUCUGCAGUGUGCCUAAAUUUUAACUGCAUGCUAAUUCUGUUACCUGUCAGUCGAAACUUCAUCUCACUGGUGAGAGGAACAAGUAUGUGCUGCAGAGGACCAUGGGGAAGGCAACUAGACAAAAACCUUAAGUUUCACAAACUUGUUGCCUAUGGGAUAGCUGUUAAUGCUGCGAUCCACGUUGUGGCACACUGGUUCAACAUGGAGCGUUACCACCUGGGUCAGGCCAAGGAUGCCGGCGGACUGCUGGCUGUGCUUUCCAAACUUGGCAAUGCCCCAAAUGAGAGCUACCUCAAUCCGGUCCGCACCUUGUAUAUGAGCACGACCACAGAGCUACUGAUGACAGUCUCGGGGACUACCGGCCUGGCGAUCUCUCUAGCAUUGAUCUUGAUUAUGACCUCUUCAAGUGAGUUCAUCAGACAAUCCUCUUAUGAGCUAUUCUGGUAUACACACCAUGUUUUCAUCAUCUUCUUCAUCAGCCUGGCUAUCCAUGGAGGAGGUCGGAUUGUUCGAGGCCAAACUCCAGAGAGUCUCCAGCUGCACAAUGUCACCUUCUGCAAAGACCGCUAUGCUGAAUGGCAGGCAGCUGCCUUGUGCCCUGUUCCGCAAUUUUCUGGCAAAGAACCUUCGGCCUGGAAAUGGGCUUUGGGCCCUGUGGUCUUGUAUGCAUUUGAAAGAAUAAUUAGGUUCUGGAGAUUCCAACAAGAAGUUGUCAUUACCAAGGUGGUGAGUCACCCGUCUGCAGUCCUGGAACUUUGCAUGAAGAAGCGUGGUUUCAAGAUGGCGCCUGGGCAGUAUGUCUUCAUCCAGUGCCCGUCCAUCUCCCCUCUGGAAUGGCAUCCCUUCACUCUCACCUCUGCUCCCCAGGAGGACUUCUUCAGUGUGCACAUCCGCGCCUCGGGAGACUGGACAGAGGCAUUAUUGAAAGCCUUUGGGGCAGAGGGACAGGCCCCCCGUGAGCUCUGUAGCAUGCCAAGGCUGGCUGUGGAUGGGCCCUUCGGAGGCUCUCUGACAGACGUGUUUCACUACCCUGUGAGUGUGUGCAUUGCCACAGGAAUUGGAGUCACGCCCUUCGCCUCUCUUCUCAAGUCCCUGUGGUAUGAGUCACAGAGCCUGCCUGAGCUGAGCAAGGUGUACUUCUACUGGAUCUGCCGGGACGCCGGGGCUUUUGAGUGGUUUGCAGAUCUCUUACUUUCUCUGGAAACACGGAUGAGUGAGCAAGGGAAGGCUCACCUGCUGAGUUACCGUAUAUUUCUCACUGGCUGGGAUGAAAACCAGGCUAUUCACAUAGCUUUACACUGGGAUGAAAGCCUGGACGUGAUUACAGGCUUAAAGCAGAAGACCUUCUAUGGGAGACCCAACUGGAAUGAUGAAUUCAAGCAGAUUGCCUAUGAUCACCCCAGCAGCAGCAUUGGCGUGUUCUUCUGUGGACCCAAAGCCAUGUCAAAGACCCUUCAAAAGAUGUGCCGUUUGUAUUCAUCAGCGGACCCUCGGGGUGUUCAUUUCUAUUACAACAAGGAAAACUUCUAGAUGCUGGAGGUAAAUUUCACGCACUGCAGAAGAGACUGAAAUCAAAGAAGAGGUGGAGGGUCAGGAGAUUUUUCUCCACCCAAAGGACCAAACAGCAAUCAUUUUAGACUUUAUGAAUGGUAUGGUUUUAGCCUAAUCUACUCAACACUGUGAUUCCAAAAUGCUAAAGUAGCCACAGAUGAAAACACAUCAGAAUGGGCUAGCUGAGUUCUGUCAUCAUAAGAAUUUACUUAUGACCUCUGAAGGUGAACUUCAUAACAUCUUUUCUGUCAUGAAAUUUGUAUUUUUGAUAAUUUAAAAAAUGUGAAUGUCAGAGUUGGGCAUAUAGGUGAGUGGUCAGACACUUAACCAAAAUGGAGAAAUCAUGGGUAUUUAAACUUAGGAUGUGGGCCAGACUGGGUCUGUGAAAUGCAGACAUAAUGUUAAUUAAAGCAUAGUUAGAACUGGGGAGAACCACUGACAUUUUUCUACCUUGUAUGACACAUACAUAAACACUAAAUUUUGUGUUUGUCUUUUCUCUCUUCUUCCUUCUUUCCAUCUUUCCUUCCUUUCUUCCUUCCCUCCCUCCCUCUCUCCUUCCUUCCUGAUUUCCUUCUCCCUUUCUUUUAAAAAACAGUAUAGUCAACUCAACUUCCAUCCCAUAAAGCCAUUGGGAAUGUUUUUUAAAUUUUCACUGAUUUAGCCUUUCCAUGCUCUGUUGCUGGUUGCAAAGUAUUCCUCACAUUUUAUAGUUUUUUUCCACCUGUGUCAAUGUUUUAUAAUCAUUUAAUCAAAUACAUCAAUACUGAUUUGAAAAUUAUUGAGCCCCAGACAGCAACAAGUAGGUGCGUUAGUGGCAUAUUAAAUCUUUUGUUCAGGCUUUAUAUCAAAUUAUUGACUUCAGAGGACUCCUUUGCCUUCCCUAUGCCUGUUAAUAUCAGUGUCCAGCUGAAACUGCUUUAAUGAGCAGCCACUGGGAAUUAUACACCACAUCAUACUUUCUUGGAUCCUAGAUAAUAUAUCAUAUACAAUAGAACAAAAGCAUUGCUGCACUUAAGACAGAUUUUGCAUUUUGAAUGCUUCUUAUCAUUGUGGACUUUCAUAAAAGAAGUAAAUUGAUCUGACUUGCUUUGAUUUUACAAAAAUCCAGCAGCUACUUAAGCUUUUUCAUGCAUUUCUAAGAUGCAAAUUGAUUGUUCGCUUUCUAUUAUCAAAUUAUUUUAAAUUGUGAGCAUGAAUUCACUCAUACUGGGUUGGGGAUACUUAUACAGUUGGGCGUAUUUAACAAUAUCUCUCACACAUGAUUUGUACUUUCUGAGCUUGGGAAUUUCUCAGUAUCUGAAAGUAUCAGAUAGAUAGAUAGAUAGAUAGAUAGAUAGAUAGAUAGAUAGAUAGAUAGGCAGGUAAAUACAUACAUACAUACAUACAUACAUAGUCAUUUGAAAUAUAAUUGAACACAUUCAGACAUUCUAUGCAAUUAUUUCCCAAUUUAAAUUUGAUUCAACCAUUAUUGCCAGAAAUUUCUAUAGUCAAAUAUAACCUUU
This is a messenger RNA of Mesocricetus auratus (golden hamster), 3221 nucleotides long. It is a transcript of the gene Nox3, whose product is annotated as NADPH oxidase 3. Gene Ontology annotation, molecular function: superoxide-generating NAD(P)H oxidase activity. The transcript has 13 exons. Gene Ontology annotation, biological process: defense response; superoxide anion generation. Gene Ontology annotation, cellular component: NADPH oxidase complex; plasma membrane. Lineage: Eukaryota; Metazoa; Chordata; Mammalia; Rodentia; Cricetidae. The coding region runs from base 1 to 1698 and encodes 565 amino acids. The record is from RefSeq and is a predicted model, not a curated record.